Molecule: messenger RNA, 153 nt
Organism: Anisakis simplex (herring worm)
Lineage: Eukaryota; Metazoa; Nematoda; Chromadorea; Rhabditida; Anisakidae
Source: the annotation of a GenBank genome assembly
AUGAUGCAGUUUGGUAGCGAUCGCGGUGUCGCUUUGCCGUGUUCGAGUAAUUCCGUGCAAUCGACGAAUAGCCCGUCAUCGGCCGCACCCGCACCAAUCCGAAAACGACGUUUCAGCAGUGCAAAAAUUCAACCGGUACGUUUGAGGAAAUGA